AUGGCUCUAAAGAAGUCAUUACUAUCACUGGAUUCCAGUGACAGUGACUCUGAGGAGUUACCAACAUUUGCCUUUCUGAAAAAACAACCAUCUUCAACAAAGAGGCAGUCUCAAAGGGAAGAGAAGAUUAUAGUGGUUGACAUCUCUGAUUCUGAAGUCUCCUGUCCUCCACUAGGGUUGAAAGAUUCACCACCUGUCCCAGGGACAGCUGAAACUAUUACACAGACAGAGGCAGGCAGGGCGCCAAGCAGUGGAAGUGAGGAUGAAGAGGAAUUUAUUCCCCUGGCAGAGAGGCUUGCAUGUAAGUUUCUGACCCACAAGCAGCUGAGCCCUGAGGCCUCCAGCUCCCCAAUUAAAAGUGUUUUGGAUCAUCAUAACAAUGAAGGAAAAUCAUGUGACAGGAAAAAGCAGCCCUCACCAAAGAUCUCUGAUGUUCCCCUUCAUGGUACACCAGAUAAGAGUACAUCAGAUAACAAGGACCCUAUCUUAGACAGUCCGUGCUGUUCGCUUCUAGCCUACCAGUCUGUCUUCCCUGUCCAGAGUGACAGCUUGACAGUAACCAGGACAAAUUCUGACAUCCUUCUACCUCGAAAGAAGACCAAGCAUAGUGAGAAGGCCCAGGGAAAAGGCUUGCAGGGAUGCUGGCAGCAGAGACAAACAAGCCUGAAAGAAAGCACCCUGAGACAACCAGAAAGAAAGAAGAAGGCAGCCCUGGUUAACAGGGUGAAAGCCCAGAGGCCAGAGGAAUGCUUAAAACACAUCAUUGUGGUGCUGGAUCCAGUGCUUUUACAGAUGGAAGGUGGGGGCCGGGUCCUCGGAGCACUGCAGUCCAUGGGGUGCCGCUGUGUGAUUGAGGCACAGGCCGUGCCUUGCAGUAUCACUUGGAGAAGGGCUGGGCUUUCUGAGGAUGGAGAGGACUGGGUGGAGGAGCCAACAGUCCUGGUGUUGCUCCUGGCAGAGGCAUUUGUGUCCAUGAUCUACAGCGCAAAGCAGGGAAGUCUGGACCACACAGAGAAAGCAAAGGAAACACUUCAGGACUUUGUAACUGACAUCACAGCAAGGACAGCAGGAAAAGCUCUGUCACUGGUGAUUGUGGAUCAGGAGAAGUGCUUCAGUGCUCAGAACCCUCCAAAGAGAGGGAAACAGCAAGUAGUACGUAAACAGGCCAAGGAGAAGCAGCAGAGACAACCUGAGGCCAACACAAGGUCCGUGGUGUCCAGGAUAGACAUGGAAGAGGCACUGGUGGAUCUGCAGCUACACACAGAAGCCCAAGCUCGCAUUGUGCAGAGCUGGGAAGAGCUGGCUGACUUCACAUGUGCAUUCACAAAGGCUGUGGCUGAGGCACCCUUCAAGAAGCUCCGAGAUCAAACUAGCUUCUCCUUCUGCCUGGAGGGUGACUGGGCUGGUGGAGUGAAGGUGGACCGCUCUGGCAGAGGACUCGCCCUGGUCUGGAGGAGACAGAUUCAGCAGCUGAACCGAGUCAGCCUGGAAAUGGCCAGUGCUGUUGUGGAUGCCUAUCCCUCCCCACAACUCCUGGUACAGGCUUAUCAGCAGUGUUUUUCGGAGCAAGAACGCCAGAAUUUGCUUGCAGACAUACAGGUACGCCGGGGGGAAGGUGUGACAGCCACCUCCCGCUGUGUUGGGCCAGAGCUGUCCAGGCGCAUCUUCCUUCAGAUGACUGCUUUACAUCCAGAUCUUUCUUUAGAGAGUGCUGAAUGAUGCUAGCCCUCAGAGACAAGACUGAAAGGCCGGAGACUGUCAACUCCCCAACCUAAAAACCUGGCUGCAAUGAAGAGACAGGCACAAGCCUGG
Molecule: messenger RNA, 1812 nt
Organism: Carlito syrichta (Philippine tarsier)
Lineage: Eukaryota; Metazoa; Chordata; Mammalia; Primates; Tarsiidae
Gene: EME1
Product: essential meiotic structure-specific endonuclease 1
Exons: 8
Coding region: 1-1719 (572 amino acids)
Biological process (GO): mitotic intra-S DNA damage checkpoint signaling; double-strand break repair; resolution of meiotic recombination intermediates
Cellular component (GO): Holliday junction resolvase complex; nucleus
Molecular function (GO): DNA binding; nuclease activity
Source: RefSeq, a predicted model, not a curated record